This is a messenger RNA of Phacochoerus africanus (Common warthog), 2621 nucleotides long. RefSeq names its product cation channel sperm associated 2 (gene CATSPER2). Gene Ontology annotation, biological process: monoatomic ion transport; sperm capacitation; transmembrane transport. Lineage: Eukaryota; Metazoa; Chordata; Mammalia; Artiodactyla; Suidae. Bases 355 to 2070 code for a protein of 571 amino acids. The record is from RefSeq and is a predicted model, not a curated record. The transcript is spliced from 12 exons. Gene Ontology annotation, cellular component: CatSper complex; membrane. Gene Ontology annotation, molecular function: calcium-activated cation channel activity.
GGAACCCCGGGAAAGGGCGGGACCGGGCGGAGCUGGGCGUGGGGCGCAGCGAGGCUAGGAACCGGCCUUGAGCUCGUCCCGCGUGGGGAGAGCAGAGCUCAGGGGGGUGCCAGAGCCGGAGACUGGGAUAGCGAACUCAGGGCUGAGUGACCGGAAGAGAGCCCGGCCCGAGGUGAGGCCCAGAAUCGGGAAUUGAGAGAAGGAGCUGGCGCCUGAGGCAGCAAGUUGGAGUGGAUACUCGGGACGGGAUACCUUUUCAAAAUGUCAGGCUGUUGCAUUUUGUCCAAUUCCUCUUAACUUGGUUUUUCAUAGCGGGCAGUCCUAAGCCCUCCCACUCCCCCCAUCAUUGCAUUCAUGACCCGAUUCCCUCAAGUCCAGGUGGUGCCGGAAUUCCUCUUUGUGCAGCUCAGGACUCCUGCUCUUUGUUGGCUGCUGCUUUUAACUAGAUAUGCUGUCACACAAGUAAAUAAAGACAUGGCCACUUACGGCCCAACAGGACACAUGCAACUGCCCCGAGCUGAUGCCAUUCGUUCCCGUCUGAUUGAUACUUUCUCUCUCAUUGAGCACCUGCAAGGCUUGAGCCAAGCUGUGCCACGGCACACCAUCCGAGAGAUACUUGAUCCUUCCCGUCAGAAGAAACUCAUGUUGGGAGAUCAACACCAGCUUGUGCGCUUCUCCAUAAAGCCUUGUCACGUAGGACGGAUCACACAUGGCCAGAGGCUGAUGAGUACCCUUCGAGUGCGCUGUAGCCAGAGGCCCCCUCUUUCCUUGUGGGCUGGAUGGGUUCUUGAGUGUCCUCUCUUCACAAACUUCAUCAUCUUCCUCAUCUUUUUGAACACGAUUGUACUGAUGGUUGAAAUAGAAUUGCUUGAAUCCUCAAAUGCCCAACUGUGGCCACUGAAGCUGACUCUGGAGGUGGCAGCUUGGUUCAUCUUGCUUGUUUUCAUCUUGGAGAUCCUUCUUAUGUGGAUAUCCAGCUUUUUCCUCUUCUGGAAGAAUGCCUGGAAUGUCUUUGACUUUGUUGUGACCAUAUUGUCCCUGAUUCCUGAAACUGUGGUUCUGGUAGGGGUAACAAGCCAUUCUGUCUGGCUCCAGUUGCUGAGGAUCUGCCGGGUGCUAAGGUCUCUGAAACUUUUUGCACGAUUCCCUCAAAUUCGAGUCAUUAUUUUGGCCCUGGUCAGGGCCCUCAAGAGCAUGACCUUCCUGUUGAUGUUGCUGCUCAUCUUCUUCUACAUUUUUGCUGUGACUGGUGUCUACUUCUUCGAGAAUUACACCCGUUCAACUCGCCAGGACCUGGAGUAUCACAUGUUCUUCUCGGACCUGCUGAACUCCCUAGUGACGGUGUUCAUGCUUUUCACCAUGGAUCAUUGGUAUGCCCUGCUUCAAGAUACCUGGAAGGUGCCUGAAGUUAGCCGCACCUUCAGCAGCAUCUACGUCAUUCUCUGGUUGUUACUUGGUUCCAUUAUCUUUCGAAAUAUCAUAGUAGCCAUGAUGGUUACUAACUUCCAGAAUAUCAGGAAUGAGCUGAACGAGGAGAUGACACACCUGGAGGUUCAGCACAAAGCUGACAUUUUCAAGCGGCAGAUCAUCCAGAGGAGACAAAACCUAUCUCCUGAGGUACAGAGAUCAAGUCUUAGCAAAAUGGAUGCCAGAGAUGCCAGUCAACAAGAGGAAUAUAUGGACUUAACAGAAGCUUCUGAAGAAGAGUCUAAACACAGUGCCACAAAAGAAGGUUCAAGAGCAUCUAGGUCAAAAAUAAAGAAGACCUUGUCAAAACCAAAAACGUCCACAUCUUCCACUUUCUUUUCCUCCUCUUCCUCAUCUUCAUCUUCCUACUGUUCCUCUUCUGACUCCAGAUAUGUUGAUCCUAUUGGUCAGUUGGACUGGGAGACUCAUGUGCACCAGAAUCUGCCUGGGCUAAUGGAUAUGGAUCAGGAUGAACGUGUUGUUUGGCCUAGAGAUUCACUCUUCCGAUAUUUUGAGUUGCUAGAAAAGCUUCAGUAUAACCUAGAGGAGCGUAAGCGGUUGCAAGAGUUUGCAGGUAUGAAUUUAGGGCAGUCAGGGGACUAGGAGUUAAGACCACUGGAGGAGCAUAUAUAACUGGGUAGUAGGAGGGUAUUCUUUAUUUUGGCAUCUCAGCCUCUAAAUUUCCACCUCCACACCUAAAAAAAGCAAAUCCAUGAGCAAGAUGUGAAACAGGUAUUGCCUCCUUCAAAAAGGUUCAUUGUUACCCCACUCUUUCCAAUUGUCCUCAGCUCUGCCUCCCCAUUUAUUCUGGGGAGAACAGGGUGAAAGGGUGAAGAAGGUAACAAGUGGCUUCUUUAAUCCUGGUUAAUUCAUUUAUGGCAAAGAGGACAGGCUCAUAUAGCUUACUUUAAAAAUUUGAGUGGAAACCCAGAACCCAGAAAAGCAGAAUCUUCACCAAACGUGUAUGUUCUGAACAUUUUUAACUCUCAAGCCUCACAGUCUGUUUCUUCACAGUGCAGGCAAUGAUGAACUUUGAAGACAAGUAAAGCUGACAAUGGAUGGCUUCGAUAUCUUUGGCAAAAAUUAAUGAAGGGUAUAGUUGGAAAUGGAGAAUUCAAAGUAUAAAUGCCUAAUAAAUACUGCUGAUAAUUGUG